Molecule: messenger RNA, 2071 nt
Organism: Cyanistes caeruleus (blue tit)
Lineage: Eukaryota; Metazoa; Chordata; Aves; Passeriformes; Paridae
Gene: MIF4GD
Product: MIF4G domain containing
Biological process (GO): regulation of translational initiation
Cellular component (GO): cytosol
Molecular function (GO): protein binding; RNA binding; translation activator activity
Source: RefSeq, a predicted model, not a curated record
UCUGCUCUUCUCCCUCUUCUUGUAGCGGCCAGGACAUGUCCGUACUGCCAGGCGUGACCCUGUAGGUCACAGGUGUCCCGGCACCUGAGCUGGUGAACCACCGGCGGAUUGAGGGUGCUGACCCCAACCGUGCCAGCCCUCGGGACCGCUCGUCCUGCAGGGGCCAGUGGCAGAGUAGCAGUCGGUGCCCACAGGUGUCCCGUGUCACCCACUGCCACCAGCCCUUCCGGAUAAGGUGGUGCUGGCAGGAGGGUCUCUAGUGCAGGCGCACUGGCUGGCUCGGUGUUGGCACGCUGUGGUUUGCUCUGUGCAGAGCUAUUGGGCACCGCAGUUCAAAGCGGCCGUGGCCGUCGCAGGGAGCCGUGGAACGGCAGCUCCGGGAGAGGAGCCGGGCGCUGCCGGCCGGGCUCCGUGAGGCGCCGUGCUCUCGCCAGGCUCCUGCUGUGUGGAGAUGCUGCCGCUGCCACACGGGGCUGCUGCUGAUCUCGGUCUGCUCCACUGGCAGCGUGGCGUGAGUGCAGAUGGAGAGAGAGGAGAAGUCGGCUAGGAGGGUGUUUGCCAGCCAGGCACGGCACGGAGAGCAGCCAGCUGCCUGUGAAUCCACCUGGGAAAGAAACCUCUGUGCCAGUGCCAGGGCGAGAGCUUCGGCUGCGAGAGCAGCGUCGGCAGGCUGUCACCCCCAUGGGGCUGCUCUCUGCUCUGAGUCACUGCUCUGUAUGGGAGGGAACUGCCCACGGUACCUGUCCCGUGCCCCUAAAGGCUCUUGGGCUUUCAUCCUGUUUGCAGAGAGGGGUGAGUAAUGGCCGAGGAAUUUUGACGAGCUGGCAAAACUCAUUUGGCCGACUGCCUUCUCCUGUUCGCGCUGCCGGUCUAGCCAGCCCUGCAUUUCCAUCCAGCAGAUCCUGUGUGAGUCAAAGCAAGCCCUUCCUCUCUGUGCCGUGCAUACACUGCUGCUGUCUUCACUGGAUUGUGAAGCAGAAGAAAACCAAACUAGAGACUAGUUAGGAGCACUGCUGGUGCUGCAGAGCAAUGCUUGACUGCAGAGAGAUGUGAGAGAUGGGAGCUGUUGCUGUUGGGGAUCUGGCUGCUGAGUUUGCUGUGUCGUGCUGGGAGCUGGGGGAGGCUGGCUCUGGUGCAGGAGAGGUGCUCCGGGACUGUCACUAGCUCAUCCAUUGCCCUGACUCUUGCCCUUGGAGGAAAAUAGUCAUGGGGGAAACGGGGAAAGAAGAGUACAAAAUACAGUCCUUCGACUCCGAGACUCAGAAGCUGCUGAAAACAGCCCUCAAAGAUCCCAGUAAUGUGGACCUGGAGAAAGUGGCCAAUAUUAUAGUGGACCAGUCCCUCAAGGACUCUGUGUUCAGCAAGGAGGCUGGGCGCAUCUGCUACACCAUCAUCCAGGCAGAGAGCAAACAAGUUGGCCAGAGCAUCUUCCGGAGGAGCCUGCUGAACCGGCUGCAGCAGGAGUACAAGGACAGGGAGGAGCUGCGCACCCGCUCACUCCAGGCCUGGAUCUGUUACGUCACCUUCAUCUGCAACAUCUUUGACUACCUGAGGGUGAACAAUAUGCCCAUGAUGGCUCUGGUGAACCCUGUGUAUGACUGCCUGUUCAGGCUGGCACAGCCCGACAGCCUGCAGAAGGAGGAGGAGGUGGACUGCUUGGUCCUGCAGCUCCACCGCAUUGGUGAGCAGCUGGAGAAGAUGAAUUCCCAGCGGAUGGACGAGCUCUUCUCCCUCCUCCGAGAUGGCUUCCUUCUGCAGGAGGGGCUCAGCUCCCUGUCCCAGCUCCUGCUGCUGGAGAUCAUUGAGUUCCGGGCUGCUGACUGGAAGAUGACGGAUGCUGCCCAGAAAUAUUAUUACAGCGAAGUGACAGAUUAACCUCCUGCAGCAGAGGAGUCCCCAGCACCUUCACCAGCAAGCUUCGUACCAAGUUGGAAUUUUUCACAUUAAUUUUCUAGCACUUCCUGUAAACAGGAUUUCUACUGGCUAGAGCCUCUCUGCACCUACUGUCAGAUGCAGCUGGUCCUAGUCUGACUUUGGAGGUUCAGAACAGAGGGAAGGACACACUUCACCC